Messenger RNA from Penicillium expansum, 5157 nucleotides. Its product is annotated as ankyrin repeat domain-containing protein. Gene Ontology annotation, cellular component: nucleus; cytoplasm. Gene Ontology annotation, molecular function: protein binding. The coding region runs from base 1 to 5157 and encodes 1718 amino acids. NCBI's taxonomy places the organism in Eukaryota, Fungi, Ascomycota, Eurotiomycetes, Eurotiales, Aspergillaceae. The transcript has 7 exons. The record is from RefSeq and is a predicted model, not a curated record.
AUGGCCGAGAAAGUAGGUCUUGUUGCCAGUAUUGCUGACCUUAUCCAGAUUGUGGGACAAAUUACCAAACUCAGCUACAGCUAUGUGUCGGACAUCAAAUCAGCCCCCAAAACACAAAAUUUGUAUCUCCAAGAAGUUUCAGCGCUCACAGAUGUGCUUUUUCGAGUUAAAAAGGCUACACAAGAGGCGGAAUCUACGGGUUUGGAACUUCCCUUAUGGCCAUCUUCGCUCAAUGAAGAAGCCCUGCAAGAGUUUCGCAGCCAUAUGUUGGUCCUCCACCUCGAUCUCGACAAGCGACUACGCCGCCUCGUGCCCGUUGCCACGGCCACGUACAAAAGGGUUACAGACAUCGACCAAGAGCAUAUUAGGCAGCAUCUUUACUCGCUGUUCCCGACGUCAGAUAACCUUUUACGCUCCAGACCAAAUGCCUAUCCUGGAACUGGGAGAUGGUUUCUGAGCUCACAAAACGUGGAAAGCUGGCGUACUGGAGCCCCAUCACUGCUCUGGUGUUACGGAGCCCCUGGUGUCGGCAAAUCGACACUCUCAUCAAUCACUAUUGGGCACCUAUGGGAUCAGAGAUCAGAGACUACAUCCUCCGUGGUGUAUGUAUUUUGUCAGUUCUCAUCUCGGGAGCAGCAAACCCUCACGGCAAUCUUGCAAUGUAUGAUCCGACAAGUAAUCGAGCAAGCAGAUGAAAAAGUGCUUUUGGCAAUGAAACAUAUCUUCAUGGACCCGAUGAAGCAGUGUGAGCCUGCAUGGCUGGCUGAAUCAUUUGCAACCGCAUGCGAGCUGAAGUCGACAUACCUUCUAGUCGACGGCCCAGACGAGGUGACUGGAGCAGAUGGUUUGCUCCCCUAUCUGCCUUCGUUUGUCAGAAGUGGGUGCAAAGUAAUGAUAACGAGCCGAGAUCUUGGUCAUAUUAGGAAGGCUAUGGAUUCUGCAACCAAGAUGGAGAUAUGUUCGCAUUUGGAAGAUUUAGAGAUCUACAUCGACUCUCGCUUUAGAGAGAACGAGCUUCCUCGAGGGGCACAGAAGUUAAUUGGAAGAAUCACGGAAAAGUCGGGGAAUAUGUUUUUACAUACCAAGCUUAUUAUGGAUGAGAUAUUGAAUCUCACCACUGUUCCUCAUAUGGAAAAGGCCCUUGAAAAACAGGCGACAGUGUUGAAUCAAGUAUACCAAUUAACACUGGAGCGAAUCAAUAUGCAGCCAAUUGCAAGGAGAGAACUUGCUCGACGAUUUAUCGGAUGGGUUGUCUUUGCGAAGAGACGUCUAAAUAUUGAUGAAGUAAUUCAUGCCUUCGCUGUUAAAAGCGAUGAGGAUUAUGUUGAAGAAGAUAAGUUCAUUAGCCCUGAUCUUCUUCUUCGAUCGUGUCUUGGUCUAGUGGUGUUACAUGAGGACAAGACUGUUGCAAUGGUCCAUGCGACUGCUUACGACUUCUUCGGAUCCACGGCAUUGUUACCAUGUGAUAUGGAGACCGACAUGGCAAACACAUGUCUACGAUACAUGUGUCUCAGUCCGUUCAAGGAUGGUCCAUGCACUAGUCGCGUGGAGAUGUCUCUCCGCUUCCAUAAAAUGCCGUUUCUGGAUUAUGCCUCGCGGAAUUGGGCAAGACAUCUGAACGAAAUAGAAAGCGUGGGGAAAGAUCUGAAGUCACUUGUUUGGUUUGUCAUUUGCAACAAGAAGCUCCUGAAUGCUGCCGUUCAAGCAUUACACUUCCGCAAUGAGCUCGAGACUAAUCUCCUGGACUCUAUUUUUGAUUCAAUCCUUCCGGAUCAAACGGCAAUGCAUGUUGCGGCUUAUUGGAAUCUUACGGGAACCCUCAGGGCGUUGAUCGAGUCAGGAAUCAGUGCAUCUCUAACAGAUACCCAUGGCUGGACACCUCUUCACUACGCCUGUGCAAACGGCCAUUUUUCCUCUGCCGAAAUUCUCGUUAGAAGUGGAGUGAAUUUCGAUGCUGCAGACAAUCAGGGGUGGACCCCUCUUUUCUGGGCGUCAUUCACUGGAAGUUUGGACAUUGUUCGUCUUCUAUUAUCCGAGCGUGCAAAGUAUACGCAUCGCAACAAAUACGGAUGGACAGCAUUGCACUGGGCUAUAUCCCGCGGCGAAACCCAGGUGGUUUUAGAGCUUGUGCAGCAUCACCAAGCACACUUGUCGCGUGUUACCAAGGCUGAUAUUCGGACCCUCAGCGUCGAGGACGUCAGACGAUUGAACACACCAGAGCACACUUCGCCAAUACAAAUAGCAGCUGAGGGCAAGAAUGCUACAAUAUUCGACCUGCUUGUUGCCCACUUUGAUACACUAGAUUCUACUAGAGGGGAAGAUUUCCAGAAGAUCUGGUCCAGAGAGAGCUUCAAAGUUCCUCUUGCUGAGAGCACGUGGCACAACACACUGGAGUCACUCUUGAACGGACAUCCAAUUCGCCCAGGCGAAUUGAUCGCCGGAGAGACAUACGUGAACGAGGACCCGAGAAGUUACCUCCAUGGAUUAAUGAAGGAAGAUCCAUCAAAAUGGAAGUCAAUUCUACUUGUCUCUGCUAUCCAAGAUGCUGAUUUCCAGGCAGCUGAAUUGUUUCUUGAACUCGGCGCAGAUGUGAAUUACGUUUCUGGAUACAAAUCGCCGUUGAACUUUGCCGCACAACAGAGAGACCCACGUUUUGCACAGGCUCUGCUGGAAAAGGGUGCCGAAGGACGAAAUAGUGGAACAUGCGAGCCUCCUUUGCAGACUGCUAUCAACCUCGGGUACUUGGAAACUGCGAAAGUCAUCCUCGACCAUGACGGUGCUCAUGUGAAUGAUCGGUGGCAUACUAAAACACCUUUGGAUGCAGCCGCGGGUCAACAAGAUCCACAAUUUGUACUACUUUUGUUAUCUAAAGGGGCACAAUUUGAGUUGCAUGAGUGUGGAUGGAAUGCCCUAUACAUCGCAGUGUCGAACGGAUUUGUUGCGACAGCACAGGCUCUGAUUGAAGGUGGUUUAGAUGUCAAUUCCAACAAAGAUGAAUGGCGAAGCUAUCUAACGGUGGCUGUUUGUCUUGCCGGUGCGGACAAUGAGGAUUCAGAGAAGAGGGCUUUGGGUGCUGAAAUGGUUCGCAUGCUGCUUUUGAAAGGAGUUGAUGCCGGGUUCCAAGAUAAAGAAGGCAAAACUGCUUUGCACGAUGCAGCAAGGCAUCGGAGUGUGAAAUGCAUCGAGCUUUUUAUGGGGCCUGGGUCUAACAUUGAGACUGUUGACGAGAGCCAGCGGAGUCCAAUCCAUACCAUGAUGGAAUCCGUGAAGCCGAGCUGGGAUGUGGAAGAGGUGGAAGAAGUUCUCCGCCUGUUGUUCCGUGGAUUGUCAGAAGAAGAAAUCAUCUCAUUACUGGCCCGGCAAACUUGUCAAUCCAUUGUUUCCAAGUCUUCAGAUGACGGAGACAUUCAAUUAGACACGCCAUUGACUAAUGCAUUGAGGCGGAGAGCUUGGAGUAUAGCUCGGCUCUUGAUGAACUUUGGAGCGCAGCCCCCCACCAGCCCUAGUGCUCGGGCUAUUGUGACAGAUGCGGCCAGAGACCUUCAAAUUGAGAUCGUCGAACGCCUUAUUGGGAGUGGGGUGUCACCAGGUGAUGAUGCUGCUUUGGAAUUGGUAAAGAGCAUUGAUGACCGACUUUUCGCUGGACCCUCCUCCCUGCUUUCUUCGUCCAGAAAGAUGCUAUCUCGCGCUGGAUUUAGCAGUUUAUUUGCACAGGCAAGGGCAAAGAAUGGCCUUCAAAAACCAACACUUCCACACGAGGACAUGGUGCAGGCCUUCGAGCCAAUUCUGACUAGUUUGGUGUCGGCGGGUGCAGACGUGAACUUUUGUGACUCAGAAACAAACACAACUCCUCUUCUUCUCGCAGCCGAGAAGAUUCCAAUGGCUCAGAUUACAUCUGCUCUAUUAAAGCUUGGUGCUGAUUGCUUCCAGUCUUUUGAAAAUAAAUUUGAUCCCAUUUUGACGGCUGCAGCAGUCAACAACACAGAGUCACUGCAUUGCCUGAUAUCGCAUGCCUCAAAAUCCCCAAAGCCGGGGCAUUGGACCCAAUAUUUGGAAUAUAAGGGCCAGCAAAGCAAUAAAGAGAUUUUCGACUGCAUAUGCCUGGCGUUGAAACGUGCUGAGAAGCUUAACCACAAGAACUCAAUCAAUGAAACAUUAUUGCACUUCGCCGCAAACACAGGGAACGUCGAUUUGGUCAUUAGUUUAAUCUCCCAUGGUGCUUAUGCAGAUGUACCAGAUGAAAAUGGCUAUUUUCCCAUCCAUUGUGCCGCAUUUUCACUACAUCGCUCGGCUGAAGAUGAUACACCUUAUCAUGAUAUUGUACGGCUCCUUCUUCCGGUGAAUAUGGCGGAACAUACUUCCGAUCAUCAUGCCUAUCGCUCUGUUGAGGCUAGAGCCUUCCUCCUUGAUGCAGAAAUUUGUCAACAGAUAGCAAACAAAACGAACGAAAGAGGAAACACCAUGAUUUGGAACGCUUUGAAGAAUUACAACGAGACCAUGUUUCUGUACCUUCUCAAGCUCGAGAGUGAUUUCAACUCUUGCGCCGCACUUUCUGGAAAGCACCCGUCACUUCUUUAUCAUGUAUCCGCUCGGGGGAUGACAAAGGCAGUCUCUUUCUUGCUGGAAUGCAACGUUGAUAUUGAAAAAGCUGACAGUCGUGGAUGGCGUCCACUGCACGGCGCCACACGCGGCGAUGAAGUCGCAACAGUCGAGAAACUGAUUGCUGCCGGGGCUAGCAUCUGCGCUUCCACCACACAGUUCGACGAGGAUAACUUACCAGAUUUUGACUCCGACAAGGAAUCAUGGAAUGCUCACCCCCUCCAUUUGGCCGUAAUUGGGGGUAAUAUCAACAUGGUUGAGCUUCUUUUGAAGCAUGGUGCAGACGUGAAUGCGAAUACAGGAUGCUUCAAAAGGUCUGACGGAAGAAUAUGUGGACCGACUGCUCUUCACAUAGCAUUAGAUCCACAGGCAUGGUAUGGAGACGAUGAGGAUGAUAUUGAAGACCGCCACGAUUAUCAUGAAGACUAUUUGAAGGUGGCUAGAGUACUGCUUGAAAAUGGAGCUUCUAUCGAAGGUAUCGUGGAUCAACUGCGGGUGAAGGAUAUUCCAAGCUUUGAGGGGUUUGAGGAUGUUUGGGACAGGAUUCGAGGGGCUUGA